AUGAACCAUAAAAUACCGCAUCAAAACGCUGUGCCAUCAUCUGCACCGUCUGCCAUCCCCUUGCCCCGUCCCGUCACCAUGGGGCGCAAGCGAGCAGCCCUCCCCUGCCUGCUCUCCCCCACCCCCAGCACCUCCCCUUUGGGCUUUGGGGGCGGAGGGGAUGGGUCCAGCGCCACUUUCAAGAUGGCCCUGCUUGGCCUCACUCCCCGUCCCCUCACCAUGGGGCGCAAGCGCGCAGCCCUGCCCCGCCUGCUCUCCCCCAGCACCUCCCCCUUGGGCUUUGGGGGCGGAGGGGAUGGGUCAAUCGCCAUAUUCAACACAGCUCCCCUUGGCCUCACCCUGCCCCGCCUGCUCUCCCCCAGCACCUCCCCCUUGGGCUUUGGGGGCUUUGGGGGCGGAGUGGAUGGCUCCAGCGCUACUUUCAAGAUCGCCCUGCUUGGCCUCGCUGCCUGCCUCUUCUGCCUGCUUAUCCUCGUUAUAGUCGUCCUCUUUGCCCUGCUCAUCAGCAUGAGGUGGUCGUCUGCUGACGUGGCCGCCAGCCUGGCAGCGCGAGAGUCGCUCACUGCUGAGUCGCUGAGAGGGAGGAAGGCGCAUCCUGGCAUGGUGGUGGUAAAUCAACAAGGCAUGGUGCCCAAUACCACCGCUGCUGCAGGCAGUAGCAGCUCCCAAAAUCCAAGCAAAAGGUCUAAUAACGAGGAUGGUGCAGCUAAUAACGAGAAUAAAGAUCCAGCCGGCGGUGCUGACGAGGAUGAGGAUGACGAUGACGAGGCGGGCGGCGGGGGGCUGUCGAGCCGGAGGAAGGAAGGUGCACGGAAGCUUCAGCAGUGGAGGGAGUUCUUCAAAGGAGUGGUAUUGGUGCUGCACUUUUCCAGGCCAGUGCGAGCAUGGCAAACAUUGGAGUUCUGGCGCCACGUGUACGGCCACGUGUUUGACGAUUUCGUGGCGGUGUCAACAGAAGCAAUCCCCGAGCUGGGGGUCAUUGCGAACAAAAUCUGGUACCUAAACUCUUCCAACCCGAACCAUCUCCUCACCCUCCCCCUCGACCAACCGCCCUCCGCGCCCAUCCGCACCGCUCUGGACCCCUCGGAUCUCCCCACCCACAUCUCCACAUCGCUCUCGCACCUCUCUGAAUCCCUCCGAGCCCAGCUGGACCGCUCUCUCUGGCCCCGCCACCAGUCCUUCCCCCUCGCCGCCUGCCCCUCAUCGGCCUUCUUCAUCCCACAGAGGCUUGUGUUCCUUCCCAUGCGGCUGGUCGACUCGGCUGCUCUGCACGUCAUUGCUGUACACAGUGUGGGCCCUCUGGUUAAAACAGGCCGCCUCCCCUCAUCGGCCUUCUUCAUCCCACAAAGGCUGGUAGAUUCUGCUGCUCUGCACGUCAUCCCCGUGUUUGCCGCUGAGGCCAUACCUGCUCAGGUCGCCCCCCCCUCAUUGGCCUUCUUCAUCCCACAAAGGCUGGUGGACUCGGCUGCUCUGCACGUCAUCCCCGUAUUCGCUGCCCAGGCAAUACCUGCUCAGAGGCUGGUAGACUCUGCUGCUCUGCACGUCAUCCCCGUGUUUGCUGCCCAGGCAAUACCCGCACAGGUUGCCUCCCCCUCAUCGGCCUUCUUCAUCCCACAGAGGCUGGUUGAUUCUGCUGCUCUGCACGUCAUCCCUGUAUUCGCUGCCGAGGCAAUACCUGCUCAGAGGCUGGUGGACUCUGCUGCUCUGCACGUCAUCCCCGUGUUUGCUGCUGAGGACAUACCCGCUCAGGUCUCUUCCCCCGUCUUUGCUGCCGAGGCAAUACCCGCACAGGCACGCGUGUGUAUAUUCCUUCCCACCACAGGCAUGUGUGCUAUGGUUGAUUUUGUGCGGAAGGAGACGACUUUUGAGACGUCUCAAAGGUUGAUUUAA
Closterium sp. Naga37s-1 is the source of this 1890-nucleotide messenger RNA. The record is from the annotation of a GenBank genome assembly. NCBI's taxonomy places the organism in Eukaryota, Viridiplantae, Streptophyta, Zygnematophyceae, Desmidiales, Closteriaceae.